Messenger RNA from Emericellopsis cladophorae, 2259 nucleotides. RefSeq lists its product as uncharacterized. Lineage: Eukaryota; Fungi; Ascomycota; Sordariomycetes; Hypocreales; Bionectriaceae. The coding region runs from base 1 to 2259 and encodes 752 amino acids. The transcript is spliced from 4 exons. The record is from RefSeq and is a predicted model, not a curated record.
AUGAAGACGAUUACGACGCUGUGGGCGCUUGGAGGCGCUGCUGCCACGGUCGCCGCUCACGCGCAGGACGUCGCGCAGAUCCUCCUCCCGGCCCAGUGGAAGCCCAGCGACGAGCUUGGUGUCUCGGUGGUGCACGUCGGGGCAUCUGCGACGACCUUUGCGCUCGGCUGCCCGACCAAGGCGAGCGACUGCUCGGUGGUGAUCCCGACGAUUACGCAGGGCGCCAUGACCUGGGGGUAUGGCGGGGAGUGGCAGAACAUCCAAGGCGUGGACGAGUACACGCUGCGCAACGACUGCGACAUUGCGAGGGGCACCAUGAUCUGCACCACGGCCGUCACGCAGGUCAAGGACGACGUGACGAGGUCGGGCCAUCUCACCGGCACCACGACCUACCUCGGGGAUCUCAUCCACCCGAUCCCGAUCACGGCGGGCGCCAAGAAGCCGGGCGAGCACACGCAGGCGACGACCACGACGAGCACGCCUAUCGAGACCUCCGCGUCGUGGACUUCCACGCCCGUGGAAACGUCAGCCAGCAGCACCACCCUUGCGACGAGCACCGCGAUGACACUGACGGGUGGGCUGCUCCCCACGUCGGAUGCCGGCCAUGACGAUGGCCACGAUGAUGAUGCGACACCAACGGCGACACCCUCUGUCAUCCCGACCGACACGCCUGGCGCUGCUGUGUCUGUGCACCGCAGAUCACCUCGCCAGCUCUACAAGCUCCUCCUCUACCACUUUGCGGGAUGGCUGAUCACGGCGGCGAUUGUCGGCUCCUUCUAUGGCGUCCUGGUGCACUACUCGGACAAGGGGGUCAUGCUGUACAAGGACAGGCGCGUAUUCAACGCCGUUAUCAUCGCGCUGAGCAUCACACUGUCGCUGAACCUCGAGAGCUGCCUCAAGGCCAUGACGGGGGACCUGCGCUGGUGGGUUCUCAGUCUCCGGGACUGGACGUUGCCCGAGGCCGAUCUGAUUUUGCAGAGCGAGCAUUUUAGCUACCUGCUCAAGCUCUUUGUCGUGGCGAGUCAUUGGAUCUUGCGGAUCGUCAUUGUCUCCUGGAUCCUUCUCCAUAUCGCGGCCCAGGUCGCCGUGGCCACCAUAGGCUUGACUCAUACUGUCGAAGCCGCUGCCCAUGCCACCAUCACGCGGCCCGGUCUCGUCAGUGUCCCGGACAUGAGCCAGAUCGAGACGACCAGAGUCAUCAAGUCGCCGACCCUUGCCCUCGCCGCCCUGCGCUUCACCGCCAACAGCUACGGCCAGAUUGCCCUGGGCUACAACUGGGGUCGUCUCGAGGAGCGUCCUGAACCUGGAACAUUGUUGAGUCCAGGGGGGAAUUUGCAGUACUGUGGCUCGGAUCGAUGUGAGUUUGUCUUUUACGAAGCCAACGCCUCCCAGGGCCAGAAUUACCUGACCGUCGUGACGAACCGAUCCGUGGCCUCUGUCGCCCACUGCGAGGCGUAUCGCGUCAUUCGAGGCGGCGAUGGGAAUUCGACGACCAUUACGAUUGAUGACGCGGACGCUUCCGAAUUGAAGGUACCCACCAUCAAUGGCGAUGAUCAGACCACCUUUCUCACCGCCACGGGUGCAGGCUUUAACAAUUCCACGGGUAUCGUCUUCGCCUUUGAGGCGUCAAGGACGAAUCCGUGGUUCUACGCAUGCAACAUCACCGUAGAGCCCGUGCGGAACGCAGUGCUCCCGGAGCAUGAGCUCGGCGCCAAUGUCUCCUCCCUAGCUGCCGUGGCCAUCGCCCUCCAGGCUUACGGUGCCUCGACACAGGGCUCCUCGGCCGCCGGGACGGGCGCAGCACGGCAGUUCCAAAGUUAUCCCGCCGCAUCGUCCUAUGGCGAGCCCAAGGGGGGCAAUGCCAGCGCCAUGGCGCUGAACAUGGCCAGUUUCGCGACAGGCGUCAUCGCCGUGACUGCCCUGGCCAACGACAAUGUGGAGAUACCAGGCCAGCGGCCCCUGCGAGGCGUCGAGUUCCGCAUCUCGGACUGGACGGCGCUUCACAUCAUCCUCGGCCUGAUUGCGGGCGUGCACUUCUUGCUGGGCCUGGUGACCUCCCUCGUCGCGGACAGGGUGGUCGUCCAAACGCGGAGUGAGCUCACCAUGGCGGAGCUGCUGAGGCCUGUGGGCCAGAAGCUGGAGUAUCGGCACGUGCAGGCGCGCAACAGGCCGCAGCCGACAAUUCGGUACAGGAUGGGGGACUGGGAUGAGGCGUAUGGGUUCCAUACCGACUGUGCGUUGGAGGUUGUGGACUGGUAG